Messenger RNA from Aspergillus bombycis, 1581 nucleotides. Its product is annotated as cytochrome P450. The record is from RefSeq and is a predicted model, not a curated record. The annotation marks the transcript as partial. NCBI's taxonomy places the organism in Eukaryota, Fungi, Ascomycota, Eurotiomycetes, Eurotiales, Aspergillaceae. The transcript is spliced from 6 exons. Gene Ontology annotation, molecular function: oxidoreductase activity, acting on paired donors, with incorporation or reduction of molecular oxygen; monooxygenase activity; heme binding.
ACGAAGCAAGCGCACUUGCCAUCUCAUUCUCCGAUGUGGUUUCAUUCGCACCUAACUAUGGACGGCCAAUACAUUUCCGAAAUCUCGCACAACGUUCAAACGGCCACCUGGGCCGUUGUCGUUUUCGCAGCUUUCGUCUUGAUUUCUCGGGUUCACUACCAAGCCCAAUUAGCCAAACUCCCUGCCUUUGAGAUUGGCAAAGGCAAUGAGAAAUGGAGGAGGACUUAUUUGGAAUCCGCACGCAAGCUCUACCAAGAGGGAUAUAAAAAGUUCAAAGACCAAGUUUGGAUCAUGCCAACUUCAGAUGGUCGUAAAAACGCCGUUGUCCCUGGCCAGCUUCUAUCGGAGUUGAGUAAACUACCUGAAACUGUUCUCAGUUUCCCCACCGCAAUUAACAAGGUAUUGGAGGUGAAAUACACCAAGGUUGCUCCUGAUGAGCCGCUUGCGCCUUACUGUAUCAAGGCCGAUUUGAAUCCUGCUUUAGCUCGGCUCAACCCCAUCAUAUAUCGAGAGGUGGAAAAUGCUCUGAGAGACGAAAUCCCGCCCUGCGAAGAAGAAUGGACGCCGGUAUUCAUUUAUCAGAAAUUGGUGAAUACCGUAGCGAAGGUGUCUGGGAGAAUCUUUGUUGGCGUGGAGCUUUCUCGCAACCAAGAUUACCUCGACACAGCGAUCAAUUACACCAUAGAAUUGGGAAAUGCAGUACAGGCUGUCAAGAAAAUGAAGCCUUGGCUCCGUCCCUUCCUCGCGUGGAGGCUUCCAGAGGUCCAACAACUCAAUAAGCGUGAGGAAUUAGCCAUACAAUUUUUGGAGCCGAUUAUACAAGCUCGCCGCGAGGCUGCCAAGGAUCCUAAUUACCAAAAGCCCGAUGACAUGCUCCAGUGGUUCUUGAAUCGAAGCGAAGCUUAUAAAGUUAACUCAACAAGACGGCUCGUAAAAAUGCAGCUUCUGGUGAUAUUCGCCGGGAUCCAUAACACGACUGUGACUGCCACCAAUGUCCUAUAUAACCUCGCGGUAUCUCCCGAGUACAUGCAGCCUUUGCGGGAAGAGAUACGCACGGCAAUAUCAGACAAUGAUGGGAUGCUCACUUCACGUGCACUGCAGCAGAUGGAAAAGCUUGACUCGUUCAUGAAGGAGACGAUACGCUUCUACCCCCCAGAACUCACCUCUUUCUCCCGCCAAACGGUCCAAGGCAUUACGCUUUCUAAUGGACAAUACAUCCCACCCGGUACCUCCAUCGAAACACCACUACAGGCCAUAUAUCAAGACGAUAGCAACUAUCCUGACAGCGAUACCUUCGACGGUUUCCGAUUCUACAAGAUCCGGCGGGAUGGCGGCGCAACGCUACACGCUCGCAAUCAAUUCGUCACCUCCAACGAACAGAACCUCGUCUUUGGGUAUGGAAGACAUGCGUGUCCAGGAAGAUUCCUCGCCGCCGCGGAGAUCAAGAUGAUUAUUUCCAGAAUACUCUUAGACUACGAUUUCAAAAAUGCGGACGGUCGGACGGAGAGAUAUCCGAAUCAUGAAGUUGGUCGACUGAAUAUGCCUGAAACGACCCUGCCAUUGCUCUUUAGGAAGACGAAG